Molecule: messenger RNA, 1293 nt
Organism: Hevea brasiliensis (rubber tree)
Lineage: Eukaryota; Viridiplantae; Streptophyta; Magnoliopsida; Malpighiales; Euphorbiaceae
Product: peroxidase 12
Exons: 3
Coding region: 58-1119 (353 amino acids)
Biological process (GO): hydrogen peroxide catabolic process; response to oxidative stress
Cellular component (GO): plasmodesma; plant-type cell wall
Molecular function (GO): heme binding; peroxidase activity
Source: RefSeq, a predicted model, not a curated record
GUGUUAAAUUUCUAUAAAUAAGAUGCUCUGUCCUUCUCCCAGGACACAAAACCAGCCAUGGCUACUGCUAAAUCCUUUACUCGUUUACUUUUGAUCUCUUUUCUCUCACUAAGCUUUUGCUUUUCUGCCAUUAAAGCACAAAGCUCUGCUUCUAUAGUGAAUGGUCUUUCAUGGACAUUUUACAAGUCUACCUGCCCUAAAGUAGAAUCCAUCAUCAGAAAACAGCUCAAGAAAGUGUUCAAGAAGGACGUUGGACAAGCUGCUGGCUUGCUUCGUCUCCACUUCCAUGACUGCUUUGUUCAGGGGUGCGAUGCAUCAGUGUUGCUUGAUGGAUCAGCCAGUGGACCAAGUGAGCAAGAAGCACCUCCCAAUUUGAGCUUGAGAAAAGAGGCAUUUGAGAUCAUAGAUGACCUGCGCGAGAGGGUACACAAGGAGUGUGGCCGAGUCGUUUCCUGUGCUGAUAUUGUUGCUAUUGCCGCCCGCGAUUCUGUUUUCUUGUCAGGCGGGCCUGAUUAUGAUGUUCCACUGGGAAGGCGAGACGGGUUGACCUUUGCGACACAAAAUGCAACCUUGGCGAACCUGCCAGCACCCACUUCCAACACCACCACACUUCUCACAUCGCUGGCCACCAAAAACUUCGAUGCCACCGACGUGGUAGCCCUCUCCGGUGGCCACACCAUCGGAAUAAGCCACUGCAGCUCUUUCACAAACCGUUUGUAUCCAACCCAAGACCCUGUAAUGGACAAAACAUUUGCCAAUGAUCUCAAGGAAAUCUGCCCAACAUCAAACUCUACCAAUACAACCGUGCUGGAUAUUCGAUCUCCUAAUACAUUCGACAACAAGUACUACGUUAAUCUCGUGGACCGCGAAGGCUUAUUUACUUCAGACCAAGAUUUGUACACAGAUUCCAGGACAAAGGACAUUGUCAAGGGCUUUGCAGCGAACCAAUCUUUGUUCUUCGAACAGUUCGUGGCUUCGAUGAUAAAGAUGGGGCAAUUGAGUGUGUUGACAGGUGGUAAUGGAGAAAUUCGUGCUAAUUGCUCGGUGAGGAAUUCGGAUAAUCAGUACUUGGUGACUGUGGUGGAAGAGGAUUUGGAGUCGCUGUCUGAGCUGAGAUAAGGAUGAAAUUGCUGGAAAUUAAUAAUAAUAAUAAUAAGGUUGAGUGCAGGAACUAUGCUAGAAUUUGGGUGUGUGGUUGGGCUUGGUCUUUGCUCAUCUGUUGACCUAUUUAUCUAUGGACAAGUAUUUAACACUUCUGUAGCUUCUUGUUAAUUAAAUAGUUUGCUUUGCUCA